This is a messenger RNA of Vespa mandarinia (Asian giant hornet), 972 nucleotides long. RefSeq lists its product as uncharacterized. Lineage: Eukaryota; Metazoa; Arthropoda; Insecta; Hymenoptera; Vespidae. The record is from RefSeq and is a predicted model, not a curated record.
AUGGACCUGGGUCCGCUGAACCGGGUUGGCUGUCCCACGUGCGUUCGACCACAGGGGUCGAGCGAUAUAGAUCUAACGUGGAGCACGUCGGCGGCUGGCGUCCGUCUCUCGGACUGGAGGGUGAAUGAGGGUGAGUCCCUGUCGGACCACCUGUAUGUUAGAUAUAGCUACAGGCACGAGGCUGCAGGGGUCCGAAAUUCUCGCCCGCAAGAUAAAAAGCUCCCUCGCUGGAAGGUUAACUCCCUGGAUGAGGACUACUUGGCUGCGGCCUUCAUUUCAAGGGAGUGGACGGGUGCAACUAUGUGCGGGAGGAGUGCGGCCGGUGCGGAUUGUGUGGACAAGAUGGUGAAGUGGGCACAGUCUACACUGAAGCAAGCGUGCGACAUGGCCAUGUCCCGAGUGAGGGGACAAACUCGCGGUAGUAAAAGUACUUACUGGUGGUCGGACGAAUUAACGAACCUUAGGACCGUUGCGACGGCCACAGUAAGGAAACUUUCCAGAGCCAAGAAAAAGAAGAAUAGUGAGGAAAUAGUGCGGUGCCUGGACGCUCGAAGGGACGUAAGGAGGGCACUGAUUAGGGCUAUUAAAGAAGUCAAGAAGAACUCAUGUAGGGACCUGCUAGACUCCAUAGAGGAGGAUCCAUGGGACAGACCCUACAAACUGGUCUUGGGAAAACUAAGGCCUUAUGCCCCACCAGUAACUGAAACCAUGGAGGAUGAGGUACUGAAGAAUAUUCUCUCUAAGCUAUUCCCAGGAGGACCAGGAACUGAUGAGCCGCAGGAACCUACACUUUCAGAGGUGACUAUCUCUGUGGAGGAGGUCUUGGUUGCCGCCUGGAAAGGAAAAGGAAGAAAGGCUCCUGGACUGGAUGGAAUACCGGAUGUGGUCGUUCCCGACAGUGUGGAAGGUAGCGGGGCUCGUCCUGAUCAAAAAGAAAAGGGACGCGCCCCCGGACUCACCGGAAUCAUAUAG